AGAUUAUGGAUGGAUCGGAAUGGAAGGCUGCACUGCGACUACAAAUAGAAGCGCUGGCUCGAAGGAAUGAGCUGCACAGACGUUGCAACAGGGAGUCCGUCCGUGAUCGAACAGUCGAAAUGGACAGCAGGAUCAUCAAGCUGCGAGAACUGGUCUCCAGCGAUGCAAACCUUGCUGCACAAUUCUAUCUAGAGUGUGUCUGUCACGCUGACGAAACAGAACGAAUACUGAAUAGAACUUCCUCCCGCGACAAGAGGAAUCGUAGACACAAAGCAUUACGCGAAGUAGCUUCCACUCUGAGCGUCCCAACAACUCGAUCUAUCCCUAGCACGACUGGUAUUGUUGAGGUUAUCCUUCCUCAGCGUACCCCGUCCGUCCAACAAAAACGAUGGUGGGACCAUUUUACCAUACAUCGUAAGCCAGAGGAGUAUGAAGAUGCUCAUGAUGAAGUGCGACAUUUAUGGAAAACACAGACUGACUUCUUCUUGUGUUCGUUGGGACUUAUAGUCGGUAUUGGCAAUAUGUUACGGUUUCCUGGCAAAAUUUGUGAAUAUGGAGCAAUAUUUUUCGUCCCCUACUUCUUCUGCUUGGUUUUCAUCGGCUUUCCCAUGUUGUAUUUGCACUUAUGUAUCGGCCAAUAUGCUGGACAAACGGCUGAUGUCGCAUUCAGACGCCUGAUGCCUGUUUCUUGUGGUCUCGGCUGGGCCUUCGUUCUGGCCGCUAUUCCGCUUAUCAUCUAUCAUAACAUAAUCAUAACAUGGUCGCUCCAGUAUCUAUGGUUUUCUAUGCUCUCCGUUUUCCUGUCGGAACCUCUGCCAUGGGAAAACAGAGUUAUGGCAAGGGGCCUCCUACCGCUCAAUUUGUCACACAGUACCAUAUUCUCGGACCUUUUCAUUGGCCUUGCAUAUCUUGGCAAUAACCUUGCCGUUUUAGGAAUAACAGAAGAGGACGCCAAUGUGGAUUUUUCGCCUUUGGGCAAUGUGACACUGACGUCAUCUGAGCUCUUUUUCCAUCUCGAUAUAUUGUCUUUAACGGACUAUACCCAGCUGAGCAUAACAUUGCCUGAACGCCAUAUAGUUUUGGCUUUGGCCACUGCUUGGCUGAUCGUUUUCAUGGGAGUGUGUCGUGGAACGACUUGGAUGGCUAGGGCGAUACGAUUCACAGCUACGAUUCCAUACUUGAUGCUCUUCAUCCUCCUUAUUCGAGGACUAUCUCUUCCUGGAGCUAGUCUCGGAUUGACUUAUCUCUUUUCGUCAGCUGCAGACAACAUCUCCUCGUUGAAGAUGUGGUCAGCUGCUGCUGAACAAGUGCUUUUCGAAAUGGGGGUCGGUGUUGGAGCGGUCUUUUCCGUAGCAGCAUACAAUCGUUAUAGGAACAAUGUUUACCGCGAUGCUGCAUUGCUAAUGACCAUAAAUGCGUUGACGUCAAUCCUAGCCAGCAUGGUAAUUUUCUCCUUUCUGGGAUUGCUGGCAAUCUCAUCUGGGCAAGAAAUCUCGACCAUAAUCGGCCAUGAUCAUUCGUACAUUGUCUUUACCGUAAUCCCCAACAUGACAUCUCUGAUGCGAUGGGGACCAUUAUGGAUGUGUAUACUUUAUGGCACAAUCUUCUUUACUGCUGUCGAUGCAGAGUUCUUGUGGGUUGAAAUGCUAGCUUCUUCAGCGAUGAACUUGCUGCAGUCAAGAAAUCGACGGCUGAAUUCAAGACUUAUUGCAGUUUUAUGCUGUUUGGGACUCUUGUUGGAGAUCCCAAUCUGUAGCAGUGGAGGAUUUUUCCUAUUUCAUUCUAUGGACUCGCUCAUCUCUAGUUUAUCGACAUUCAUUCUUUCGUUCCUUCUCCUUAUUACCGUUAGCUAUUUAUACGGACUGAACAAGUUUCUCAGCGAUAUUUCAUCGAUGCUGCGCAUUCCACGAAGAACCAAAGCAAAAUGGGCACAUCUACACAUGCACGAAAAACUGAUGGAACUCUUUGGACCUUGUGGAACGUUCAUUAGGUUUUCUUGGGCUUUGGUGUGCCCAUGUUUCUUGACUAUUCUAAUGAUUACGCAUGCAGUCAGCUAUAGACGGCCCCUUUUCUUUGGCUGUCAUGUCCCUGUGCAAAGCGAAUUUUUCGCCUGGAUUUUGGUCCAUGCCCCUCUUUCAGCAGCAUUCAUUGGUGCAAUCACGGCCAUAGUGAGGAUACGGCAAAGCGGCAAGACAAUCUCAUCAUUAUUCGACUCGUCUUCUUGGCAUCAGCAAGUCACUACAGUAUCGUACGAUGAAUCUCCUCCACCUAGUCCUUCGAGCAGAACGCAGCCGAAGCGGGAGAACACUUAUAUGUACAUCGAUCCGGCGUCUCGUGGACCUACAGUUCGCUCCGUGUUUCAGCCAACUUCGGAUAAUUAUGCGUGGAAAUGUGGUCGCCUGCGAGACUGGCAGAUGCAAGAGACAGCAUCGAUCGAUCAAUCGAUAUCACAGCCGUCAUUUGCUGCUUCGAUAGCUUCGCAAGGGACGUUGACACUAUUCGGCUCACCACCGGCUUCGAAUGGAUUCAUGAUGUCAGAAGAGACCACAUGCUCCACAAGCAGAUCCAGUGACACAAAAGUCAAUGAGAAGUGUAAUACACUAAUGCAACCACGUAUUGUCCUACCGCCUUCGUCACCAAUUCCGCGCAAAGUGCGAACCAGUAGACAAUCAAGAAAACUUACAUGUUCUGAGCCGCCAUUGAAGGUGGAGAUCCCUUCACUAGACCUUAUUCCAUCUACUCCACCACCAAGAAUCUCCCCUUCUCGAUCCGAGCCACCUGGUCUGACCACCGAUAGACCAGCGGCUUCUGUAAGAAGUAAAAGUGCUUCACAUAGUGAAUUUUCUGAAAGUGACGAUGAUAGCGAAUCGGGCGUAAACCGACAACGUGUCACUGUAAUUCGACGCUUCCAAUCUGAAGAUUCGGUGCAGGCUUUUUCCACAGAAUCGGUGUCAAACACCCCAGCAGAGAUUGGCCGACAACGGUCCCUGAGUUCAGUAGCGAUAUUUGAUGAGAAUGAUAAGAGCGCCCGGUCCACGCAGACAUUGUCGCAGUUGAAGCGUCCUCCACCGAUUGAGACGCCAACGCGAUUUUGA
This is a messenger RNA of Cylicocyclus nassatus, 3095 nucleotides long. Lineage: Eukaryota; Metazoa; Nematoda; Chromadorea; Rhabditida; Strongylidae. The record is from the annotation of a GenBank genome assembly.